This is a messenger RNA of Cebus imitator (Panamanian white-faced capuchin), 1490 nucleotides long. RefSeq names its product HIV-1 Tat interactive protein 2 (gene HTATIP2). The record is from RefSeq and is a predicted model, not a curated record. Lineage: Eukaryota; Metazoa; Chordata; Mammalia; Primates; Cebidae. The coding region runs from base 93 to 923 and encodes 276 amino acids. The transcript is spliced from 6 exons. Gene Ontology annotation, molecular function: NAD binding; oxidoreductase activity, acting on the aldehyde or oxo group of donors, NAD or NADP as acceptor. Gene Ontology annotation, biological process: import into nucleus. Gene Ontology annotation, cellular component: cytoplasm.
CGCCGCGAGGCCACCCGGAAGACCGAGCCCGAUAGGCGCUGGCCCCGUCCCUUCCAGCCCCCGGGUCGACCAGGGAAGGUGGGAAUGCUCUGAUGGCCGGGCCUGCGGCGGUGAGCGCGGCGGCGGCGGCUGCGCUGGUGGCCGCCCUGCUCCUGCUGCGGCGUGGGGACCCGGGGCCGGGGGCUGGCCCGAGCAUGGCCGAAACGGAAGCACUGUCGAAGCUUCGGGAAGACUUCAGGAUGCAGAAUAAAUCCGUCUUUAUUUUGGGGGCCAGCGGAGAAACCGGCAGAGUGCUCUUAAGGGAAAUCCUGGAGCAGGCCUUGUUUUCCAAAGUCACGCUCAUUGGCAGGAGGAAGCUCACCUUCGAGGAGGAAGCUUAUAAAAAUGUGAAUCAAGAAGUGGUGGACUUUGAAAAGUUGGAUGACUACGCUUCUGCCUUUCAAGGUCAUGAUGUUGGAUUCUGUUGCCUGGGUACCACCAGAGCGAAAGCCGGGGCGGAGGGAUUUGUUCGGGUUGACCGAGAUUAUGUGCUGAGGUCUGCAGAGCUGGCAAAAGCUGGAGGGUGCAAACAUUUCAACUUGCUAUCCUCUAAAGGAGCUGAUAAGUCAAGCAGUUUUUUAUAUCUACAAGUUAAGGGAGAAGUGGAAGCUAGGGUUGAAGAAUUAAAAUUUGAUCGUUACUCUGUAUUUAGGCCUGGAGUUCUGUUAUGUGAUAGGCAAGAAUCUCGCCCAGGUGAAUGGUUCGUUAGAAAGUUCUUUGGCUCCUUACCAGCAUCUUGGGCUAGUGGGCAUUCUGUGCCUGUGGCGACUGUGGUUAGAGCAAUGCUGAACAAUGCAGUGAGACCAAGCGACAAGAAGAUGGAACUGCUGGAGAACAAGGCCAUCCACGAUCUGGGGAAAGCGGAUGGCUCUCUCAAGCCAUGACCACACUGGAGUAAUGGUUUUUACUGUCAACUUUAACACUCAUCACCAAAUCAGUAAUUUCAGGGUCUAAAAAGAGUCAGCAUGUUUUAACUUUGUUGUUUUACUAUUCUCAGGCAUCCAUUCCAAUCAAGAAAUGAUGGUGCGCUGCAUCUCUGGUUCAGAGUCUGUUAUACAUAUAGAUCACCCAGGGAGCUUUGGAGAAAUAAAGAUUUGUAAGCCCGAUCUCAAACUUGAGUCAAAAUUUCUGGGAGUGUGGGCACAAUAAUGUGUAAUUUCCUUGUUUAUACUUCCCCUGAUGCCACCGGUUCUGAUGCCACUGGUUGGGAGGCCUGUUUUGAAAUGACUGUCUGCAGAGUCACAGCAACAGUGAAAAUCUUAUGACCAUGCAUAUGAGCUCUGCUCUAAAAUUGUUGACAUUCAUCUCUCUGAAUUACAAAAGUGCUAAUUAGCUACAUGUAACUUGUAAGUAAACAUUGUGCCUUUACUACUUCUUUAUGUAAUAGAAGUUAUAUACCUAAGAAUACAUGUGGAAGAUUAAAUAAAGGAAUAAAGAUAAAUGGUCAACUC